This is a messenger RNA of Salvelinus namaycush (lake trout), 663 nucleotides long. Its product is annotated as sclerostin-like. The coding region runs from base 1 to 663 and encodes 220 amino acids. Gene Ontology annotation, molecular function: BMP binding. NCBI's taxonomy places the organism in Eukaryota, Metazoa, Chordata, Actinopteri, Salmoniformes, Salmonidae. The record is from RefSeq and is a predicted model, not a curated record. The transcript is spliced from 2 exons. Gene Ontology annotation, biological process: ossification; negative regulation of Wnt signaling pathway; negative regulation of BMP signaling pathway.
AUGCAGGUGUCUCUCGCGCUCCUCGUCUCCAGCACGGGGCUGCUGCUGCUACAGGGAUGUUGUACGGUCGUGCAAGGAUGGAGGGUACUUAAAAACGAUGCUACAGAAAUCAUACCAGAAUAUACUGAAAACGCACAGCCUCCCGAGCAACCAAUACUACAGGCUUCUAAUAAUAACAGUAAUACAAUGAAUCGACCAAAACACGGGGGAAGAAGAUCAUCAGCAAACACAGCCUCUUAUAGUGCCUCGGAGCUGAGCUGCAGGGAGCUGCGCUCCACCCGUUACAUCACUGACGGCUCCUGCCGCAGUGCCAAGCCCGUCAAGGAGCUGGUGUGCUCGGGUCAGUGCAUGCCCGCCCACCUCCUACCCAACUCCAUCGUGCGCGGCAAAUGGUGGCGGAGCAGCGCCUCUGACUACCGCUGCAUCCCGGCCCACUCCCGAACCCAGCGGGUGCAGCUGCAGUGCCCCAACGGCAACUACCGGACUUACAAAAUCCGCGUGGUCACCUCCUGCAAGUGCAAACGCUACAGCCGCCACCACAACCAGUCAGAGGCCAAGGAGAGCUCCUCAGAGGCCAAGCCCAGACGCGACAAGAAACGCACCCGGCUGCCUGGGAGUCGGAACAAAGGCAACACACCGACGCUGGUCAGCAAUUCAUACUGA